Messenger RNA from Varanus komodoensis (Komodo dragon), 2648 nucleotides. It is a transcript of the gene ZBTB49, whose product is annotated as zinc finger and BTB domain containing 49. NCBI's taxonomy places the organism in Eukaryota, Metazoa, Chordata, Lepidosauria, Squamata, Varanidae. The record is from RefSeq and is a predicted model, not a curated record. Gene Ontology annotation, biological process: regulation of transcription by RNA polymerase II. Gene Ontology annotation, cellular component: nucleus. The coding region runs from base 279 to 2558 and encodes 759 amino acids. Gene Ontology annotation, molecular function: protein binding; RNA polymerase II cis-regulatory region sequence-specific DNA binding; DNA-binding transcription factor activity, RNA polymerase II-specific. The transcript has 8 exons.
CAGAAGUUAUGACUUGCGGUAGAAAAUGAUGGAGAAAAUCCAGGCUAUUAGAAUGUUCGGAAUUAUGCAGUAGCGAGUCCUCCGAUUUAGCAGCAAGGAAAGGGCUUCAUGCUAUUGAUGUUACAGUUUUGGCUAGACAUUUUGCUCUCCCAUGUACUGUGAGCUUUGCGGGGGAAAGUAGUGCAGAAAAUCACGGCCUUUUCACGACUACUCAAAAGUAAUCUUCCCGAGUUCAAUGAUUCCCUGACUUAUUCUCAGAUAAUUAAAGCCUGUCGAGCAUGGAUGCUGUUGCCAGCCACAGCUGUCAUCUUCUUCAGCAGCUCCGUGAUCAACGUAUCCAAGGCCUUCUUUGUGAUUGCAUGCUUGUGGUCAAAGGAGUUUGUUUCAAAGCACAUAAAAAUGUAUUGGCUGCAUUCAGCCAGUAUUUCAGGACCCUGUUUCAAAAUUCUGCAGGCCAGAAGAAUGAUGUCUUUCACCUGGAUAUUAAAAAUGUAGGUGGCAUAGGCCAGAUCUUGGACUAUAUGUACACAUCUCAUCUUGACCUCAACCGGGACAAUGUACAAACGUUGUUGGAUAUUGCACAGUGUCUGCAAGUACAAAAUGUUUUGAACAUAUGUCGCUCAUUUUUAAAAACCUCCACAGCUGUAGAGCAACCAGCCAGUAUACCUUGUAACGAUGCCUUCUCAUUGCAAAAUAUGACUGCAGAUACUAACUGUGACAGUUAUAGUACUAAUUUACUGCAUGUAUGUUCAUCCCCUGUGGAAUCUUGUAAAGUCUUGGAUGAUCAUCAUCUACAUGGGCCACAGCCUGUCGCACUUCACAUCUCAUCUGGUGAUGUCAGUAAACAGAAACAAGAUUCCAUGGACGCUAGUUGCACAGAUUGCUCGUUUAAACAGCCAAAUUACCAUUACAAACUCCGUAAUUUUUAUAGCAAACAGUUCUACAAGCAAACUACUUGUCCCAGCAACAAGAGUUCAUCAGAACCAUCCUUUGAUUUCAGUGCCUCUGCAGAACAAAACACAGUUAAGAAUGAUUCAUGCACCAUCAAUCAGUCUGAAUGUGUUUUGGAAUCAUCCAGUCACUUAUCACCAUCCUUUCUGGUUCAACCCUUAAACGAGCGUUCAGAGGAGCAAGAUUUAGAAGGCACAUCUUUACAGCCAGCCAGAGAGAUGAGGCUUAAAAAAGCUAUGCAUCUUAAAAAACUGAACUUCCUGCGAUCUCAGAAGUCCCCCGAACAAUCUUCUGUACUUAAAAUUCCUAAUGGAGACAUUGCAAGGGAAACAGAGUUAGAAAGGGAAAGUAGCACCAAAAGUGCAAAUACUGAUGCCAUUGAAAGAAAGGCAGUUAAGCAUGUAGUGAGUUCAGAGUGCUUGGAGCAAAGUGUAGAACUUGAGCCCUCUCAGGAACCCUCUGAGCCAGGUAGCCAGCUGCAAAUGUUCCUUUCAGAGAGGCAGUAUCCUUGUGCAUUAUGUGGAAAGGCUUUUAAACAUCCAAGCAAUCUGGAGCUCCACAUAAGAUCUCAUACAGGUGAGAAGCCAUUUGAGUGUAACAUUUGUGGAAAAUGUUUCUCACAGGCAGGUAAUCUUCAGACUCAUUUACGCCGGCACUCUGGUGAAAAACCUUACAUCUGUGAAAUCUGUGGGAAAAGGUUUGCUGCAUCUGGGGAUGUCCAGCGCCACAUUAUUAUUCACACUGGAGAAAAACCCCACCUAUGUGAUAUUUGUGGUCGUGGCUUUAGUAACUUCAGUAACUUGAAGGAACACAAGAAGAACCAUACAGUAGAAAAAGUUUUCACCUGUGAUGAGUGUGGAAAGUCGUUUAAUUUACCACGGAAGUUAGUAAAGCACAGGAUCAGACAUACAGGAGAGAGACCCUACAGUUGCUCGGCUUGUGGAAAAUGCUUUGCAGGGUCAGGUGACUUACGAAGACACAUCCGGACUCAUACAGGGGAAAAGCCAUAUAAUUGUGAAACUUGUAACAAAUGCUUCAGUCGUUCUGCUGUCUUACGUCGACACAAAAAAAUCCAUUGUAAAGCUGGCAAUGAAGGACCAAAUAUGCUAGAUGAGUUUACUCAGGCAGUAGAAAUUUCAGACCUUGAGAAAUCCCAAAGUUCAGAUUCAUUUACCCAAGAAAUAUCAGUAACUUUAUUGCCAGUGUCAGUGAAGUUUCCCAUCCACCCAAAUGGAAAUUCAUCUAAUGAAGUUGAUAGUUCUGGGGCAACAUUUUGCAAGAUGCAAUCCACUGUACAACAGAAUGAUUGUAUAAAUCAUCAGAAACUGAGUCUGGAUCCUACUACACUUCACAAAUCUCAGGAAAGACCCAGUCGGCCGUGCUGUUCCAAAGAAAUGGAUCUGCCACCUGAGGAAGAACCUUUGCAGUCCGAUGGUGUUCCCAUGAUUCGUUCCUCCAUGAGCACGCUGGGUAGCAGUUGUACGGAACUUAGUAGCCGUGUACCAUCUACUGAAUACAGAAAUAGCGAAGGGCCGUUCUUCUCUAGUGUGACCCUUUGGGGGUUAGCAAUGAAGACUUUGCAGAAUGAGAAUGAGUUGGGUCAGUAAGAGAUUGUACUGAGGCUUUUGCAGCUUGUAAGAAGGUUAUUCUUGAAAGGUGUUCCUAUAAAUAAAGCAUUUAUAUAGUGCUUUAAAGUA